This is a messenger RNA of Meloidogyne enterolobii, 1043 nucleotides long. The record is from the annotation of a GenBank genome assembly. Lineage: Eukaryota; Metazoa; Nematoda; Chromadorea; Rhabditida; Meloidogynidae.
UUUAUCCCUUAAUUGAAGUUUAAAGCCAUGGCCAGGACGAGAAGACGCACAGCAAAUGUUCGAUGGUUGGAUGUACCGAUUUCUUUGAAAGUACCCAGAAGUUUUAAAAUUCUAAAGAGGCCGGUGAAUUGUUGCGGGAAGACCGUCUAUUUGAUGACUAUGCUUUAGAAGAACAAGAAUCAGCAGAAAAACUGACUGAAGAACUCCAAUCUUUUGUUAGAAUUCAGAAAAUUAGGUUUGGAAAUUAAUUUAUUGGGUUGAUUAUUUGGUUUCCACAAUUUUUCGUUUAUUUCAAGUUUUGCUCCUUUUUAAAACUUUCUAAUUUAAAAAAUCCCCGUUAUCAAUGUUUAAAUCUCCGUUUAGUUGCUUCCCUUGAGUAUUGUGACUUGCAGGGUUUUUUUGAUGGCCCACACGAGUUUUCGGGUGGGAUUUUUCCCCGUUUUCCCCACACCCAAUUUUUCCCAUUUGAGUUUUCAUCUUUAUAUUUAUUCUUUUUCUUUCCGAAAUUGGGUCGAAUAAACCUCCCCUCUCUCUUAAAGAUUUACAAGCUUAAACUUUUACAAACACAAAUUCCAGACCUUUUUGUUUUUUAGAAUGUAUGGUUGAACUAGAAGACAACAUCAACUUGUUGAGCAAUAAAGAAGCAAUGGAAUUACAAAAGGAGCAGGCACAAAUAUCAAAAUUGGAUUUUGGGAAUGAAGAUGGAGAAGGAAAUCAUAGUUUUUUUAAAUUUUUUGUUUAAUUAAAUACAGUCGAAUUAAUAAUCGAGAUAUUGGAAAACCUUCGACAUUUUCUCAAAAAUGAAAAGAAAUUUGGAUUAAUCGUCAGACUUUUAAUUUUGACUGUAUCAGUUAUCCCGUUUUGUAUAGUGUCGUUUUGUGUUUCCCCAUCCUUCUCUUUAAAAGAAAAAGGAAAUGUUUUUUGAUAUUUUAAAGAUUGAAUAAGAAUGAAUCUAGUUCGAAUAAGAUAGAAUAUGAACUCAAUAUCGAACUCAGCACAUCCAAUUACAUUUUGGCAACCUUUAAAAUAACGAAAAGAACUGC